AUGGGAAAGUUCCGAGCUAUAUCACCGAAACUCCGGUUCAAAAUACAAAGACCAGUUUCUGGGAACAAAACAAAGCUGCAGAGAAACGUAGUAAAGAAAUGAAGCAUUGCAGGCUCUGCUGCGUUGUUUAGAAAUCAAAACUCCUAAGAGCCUCUUCCAUCUCUAUCCUCCUUUUGUUUUGAUCGCUGCAUUUCCAGCAGCUAUAGCUGAAAACGCAUCUGGCAUGGUGAAUCUGUUUCUCUCCCUCCUGCUCCUGCCGGCGGCGGCUUUCUCCGACGCUCAGACCUACGACGUGGAUGACAAUCAGUUUGGUCCCUUCAAUCCAACAACAGAUUACGACAGGUUCGCCGUCAUCCAGCCGGCAACGAUCAACCUUGGCGCUCUUCAGAUCACGCCGGACACCGCAAACGACAACUUCACUAUGGCCAACAAGUCAGGCAGAGUCUUGUACAACCAAUCUUUCGUCCUCUGGAACUCCGAUGUCGACUCUACUUCCCCGGGAUACGUUGCCUCUUUCAACACCUCCUUCCUCAUUAACGUCUAUCGUCUCAACAACUCCGACAUCGACGAAAACUCUACCAUCCCAGGAGAGGGCCUCGCUUUCAUUAUAGCUCCGAAUUUGACAAUCCCGGCAAACAGUUCCGGUCAAUAUCUCGGGUUGACUAACGUCACCACCGAUGGUAACGCCGGUAAUCAAUUAGUGGCGAUCGAGCUGGACACUUUAAAGGAGGGAGCGUUUGAUCCGGACAGCAACCACAUGGGGCUAAAUAUCAACUCCGUUAAGUCUAACAAAACGGUGCCGCUUUCCGACUACGGGAUCGAGAUCGCUCCACCGGGGAUUGUGUUUUAUAUGGUGUGGAUCCAAUACGACGGUGUGUCACAUAAUCUGUCAGUGUUCAUGGCCAACCAGACCAGGAACGCCGACGAGACAUUUACCAUCCGGCUGAGACCCACCACCCCAAUUCUAACGGCCAACCUCAACCUCAAGGACAUUGUCAACCAAAAGUCGUACUUCGGAUUUGCGGCCUCCACCGGAAGUUACAUCCAGCUCAACUGCGUGUUGAGGUGGAAUUUGUCGGUGGAGAUGCUGCCGGAUUUGGAAGGUGGAGGGGACAACGAUAAUGUGUUGAAAAUAGCACUAGGGGUGGGUGCGGGGGUGGUUUUGGUCCUACUGUGUUUGAUCGGGGUGGGUUAUCAUAUGUACAAAAAGAGAAAGGCCAGGGCGUCGGACCCUAACAUUUUGGGUGCGUUGAAGAGCCUUCCCGGAACACCGAGGGAGUUUAGUUACCGAGAACUGAAGAAAGCAACCAACAACUUCGACAACAAGCACAAGUUAGGUCAGGGCGGGUUCGGGGUGGUAUUCCGAGCUGUGCUAGCUAAGGAGAACAACCUCGAAGUGGCGGUGAAGAUGUUCUCUAGGGAUGAGGUCAAGGGCAGGGACGACUUUCUGGCCGAGCUCACUAUCAUUAACCGUCUCCGGCACAAACACCUCGUCCGGUUACUCGGUUGGUGCCAUAAGAAUGGGAUGCUUCUCAUAGUUUACGAGUACAUGCCAAACGGGAGCUUGGACGAUCACAUAUUCUCUGAGUCGGAAAACACAACCUUAGGAUGGAGUCAGAGGUACAAGAUUGUCUCGGGUGUGGCCUCAGCCCUACACUACCUCCACAAUGAGUACGACCAAAGAGUUGUCCACCGAGACCUCAAGGCAAGUAACAUAAUGCUCGACACUCACUUUAACGCGCGUCUAGGCGACUUUGGCCUGGCGCGCGCGUUGGACAAUGAGAAAACAUCGUAUGCCGAAAUUGAAGGUAUCCAGGGCACGAUGGGGUACAUCGCCCCCGAGUGCUUCCAUACUGGAAAAGCCACGUGUGAAUCCGACGUGUACGGAUUUGGAGCUGUGCUUCUAGAAGUUGUGUGUGGACAACGACCGUGGACUAAAAUCGAAGGAUACCAACUUCUAGUGGAUUGGGUUUGGUCGUUGCAUAGAGAAGGACGUCUACUUGAGGCUGUGGACGAGAGGUUGGGUAAUGACUAUGUGGUUGAAGAGGCCGAAAGGCUUUUGCUUCUUGGAUUGGCUUGUUCGCAUCUGAUUGCGAACGAGAGACCCAAGACCCAAACCAUAAUCCAAAUAAUUUCUAAGUCUACACCAGUGCUCCAAAUUCCGCCUUUCAAACCGUCUUUCGUGUGGCCUUCCAUGCCGGAAGGAGUGAGCAGCAUUGCCAACACCGUCAACUCGACAUCGUCGUGGCCUGCCGGGAUGUCAGCAUCGUCUGACUGGAGCCCACAUCUGGACAGCAGGGAUAGCCUGGACCAAUAUGGAGGUGCAAGAAUAUAUAGUGACAGCUCUUCUCUGGUUUAAGAUCUCGACCAUGUUUAGUCCUUUAAGGUAUUAUUUUAUUUUUCAAGAAAUUUCAUAGGAUUGGAUUGGUUUUUCUUUUGUUUCACACCAAAGGUGAAUGUCCCAUGUGUCAUUUGUACAUUUCAAACUUAUCGAUGAUACAGAUUUUGAUUUUUUUUGUAAGCUUACUAUCUAUCAUGAAAAUUAUGGACCUUACCUGA
This is a messenger RNA of Argentina anserina (silverweed cinquefoil), 2559 nucleotides long. RefSeq names its product probable L-type lectin-domain containing receptor kinase S.5. The record is from RefSeq and is a predicted model, not a curated record. Gene Ontology annotation, biological process: protein phosphorylation. NCBI's taxonomy places the organism in Eukaryota, Viridiplantae, Streptophyta, Magnoliopsida, Rosales, Rosaceae. Bases 224 to 2359 code for a protein of 711 amino acids. Gene Ontology annotation, cellular component: plasma membrane. The transcript is spliced from 2 exons. Gene Ontology annotation, molecular function: protein kinase activity; ATP binding; carbohydrate binding.